CAUGCCCAGAGGAAAUCUCUCCGAGAACGUUGGCUCAUGGAUGCGGCGGCUGAAGGACCAGAGUGGCCGGAGGACCUGGCCUCCAAGGACCCCCAGUCGCCUGAGGGACAGGCCAAGACCCGAAUUCGUAACCUGGAAGACAGCUUGUUUUCACUCCAGUCACAGCUGCAGUUGUUACAAAGCGCGUCCACAGGUGCCCAGCACAGACCUGCUGGAAGGCCCAUCUGGCGCAAAGAGGGUCCCCGUCCUCUCUCUCAGCCCACCAUGGAAGCAGGUCCUGCAGGCCUCACUGAAGUGGACAAGAGAACUUCCCUGCCAGCUGGUCCAGUGGGCUUUUCCCCUGAGUCCCCCUCUGAUCCCAGGGAGGAGCUCAUUGAGGUCCUGCCAGCCUUGAGGCCAUCCCCUGAGGCCAUAGGAGCCUCUUCUGAAGCCAAUGGCCCCAGCCCUGGGCAUAGCCCUUUCCCAGAGCAGCUGAGCCGAGGGCCAGUGAGUGUCACUAAGGCCAAAGGAGAAGGUGUGGUGGAGGUGGUUUGGGCUGGGCUCAGAGCCACUGAGAGCAGUGCCACAGACCCCACAGGUGUGGAUUUGGAGGCUAAGGUGGAGGAAGUGGUGCUGGAGGCCAUCGGGGCUAAGCAGGGCACCAGCAGCCCUAAGCUCCCCACUUGGGUGAAGGAGGGCAGGGGUGUGAUGGAGGUGGUCUGGGAGGGGUUGGGAGGCAGUGAUCCGGAUGUCACAGAGGAGUCAGGCAGGAAUACAGAGGCCACACAAAUCAGUUCCCUGAGGCUCCAGGAGCAAUUUGAGGCCGAAACUUCCAGAAAAGAGGAAGAUGCUUCUAGAGAUAGUCCUGAGGGUGUUGGGCAGGGGGCGCCUGGAGGAGAGGAGGCUUCCUUCAUUUGGGUAGAGAGAGUACCCCUCAAUGAAGAUUGGGAGGAGCUCUUGAUGGAGGGCUUGGAAGCACCCCCAGGGGCAGGGUGUGUGGGAGCACCUGAAGCUUUGAUGGGAGCACAGCCAGGAGGGAGUGAAGAGUCCUGGGAGGUGGAGAGGAGAGAAGUGGAGAAAUCAGAGUGCAUGGAAGAAAAGGGAAUGGCAGAAAAGCUCAGAGUGGAGACGGGUGGGGCAGCUGAGGUGCCAGGGCCAGCCCAGGCAAGAGAGGAAAGCCAGGCUGAAAAGGAGAAAAAAGACAGCGAGGGCCCCUUGCGGGCAGAGGGAGCAACAGAUGAGGAAAAGCAGGAGGUGAAAGUGAAGGAAGAUGAAGAGCCACUGGAAGUAGAAAAGGGAGGUGAGGAAGAGCCAGCCACCACUGGGAAGCCAUUGGUGACAGAGGCAGAAUCAGAGGGCCAAUUUGAGCCAGAGAGAAAUGGAAGUGAGAAGUCACCGGACCAGGAGAGAGAUGGUGAGAGCUCAUUGGACAGAGAGUCAAAAGCAAGUGAAAAACUAUUGGAAGGAGAGACAGGAGGUGAGGGCUCAAUGGAUGAAGAAACUAGGGGAAGUAAGAAGCUAUUGGAUAGAGAGCCAGGAGGCAGUGAGCCAUCAUCUGAGGCAGAAAAGACCCCAGGCGCCAAGGAAGAGGUGGGUCCAGAAGAGCAAGGAAAAUCCAGUGAAGCAGCAGGGUCUACGGUGGAGGAUGCCAGCCAGCCAGGAGCCCUGCUUCAGGUCCAGGAGGAGCCAACAUCAGAGGAGCAAGGACUACAAGGCCUGGAGAAGCAAGAAGGACCAGUGGAAAAGACAGCCAGGGAGCCUCUGCCCUGUGCUGAGAGUGAGGGUUCCCCUGGGGAUGCCACCCCCCUCUUAGCAGAGACCCCAGCCCCAGAGCAGCUGGUGGAAGGCCAGCCACUGCUCCAUCAGGAAGUGUCCAGCACCAAUCCCGGUGAUCACCCAGCACCUACCUAUGCACCUGCCCGGCAGCUUGAGCUAGCUGAGGCCAAAGAGGCUAGUGGCCCUAAGCAAAAGACGUGCCAGUGUUGUGUGGUCAUGUGAGCCUAUGCCUGCCGCCCAGCACCCUACUCCUCUCACAGCUACCUCGCUGCCUGGCAUCCAGCAGAAGGUCCCAGGCACAGACAGGGUACCAUAGGACUGGUGGCGGUACUCAGCAGCCAGCAGGCCCCUGUGUUUACUUACACCUGGGCUUUUAGACACCUUGCCCACUGCCUGUGGCCCUGAAUCCCUUCUGCAAUGAAGCCUUUAUACUUGAAAAUUAAACAUUAAGGCACUC
Molecule: messenger RNA, 2212 nt
Organism: Cricetulus griseus (Chinese hamster)
Lineage: Eukaryota; Metazoa; Chordata; Mammalia; Rodentia; Cricetidae
Source: RefSeq, a predicted model, not a curated record